CCAUCUCGUGUUCCUGGUGAGGACGAUUGCACAAAACCCUAGAAGCAAACAACGAAAAUGGAACGAUCUAGCCGGAAACACAGGGAUUCCGAUCGGGAAAGGGAUAAAGAUUUAAGCAAAGACUACAAGCAUCGAAGCAGCAAACACAACGAUGACCAUCACCGCUCGAAACACGAUAAACACCGUGACACUGAUGGAGAUGAUCGACGUCGGAGGUCUGAACGCGAGAGAUCCGAAGAUGGUGAAGAUCGGGUUAAGCGUGAGAGGUCAUAUGAUAGAGAAGGUAGCAAGGAUAGGGAAUUGAGAGAGAAAUCGGUGGAUAACAAGCGGUAUCACAAGAGGAAAGAGAGAGGGGGGGAGAGUGAUGAGGAGGAUCGGUAUUACGAAGCACGCGAUAAACGGAUUAGGGUUUCGGAUGAGAGGAAGGAGAGGCGGCGGUUUGAGGAUAAAGUUGCCGCUGCUGAGGAUGAAAGAGAUAGGGAAGAGAGAAAAGAGAGGAGGAAAUUUGAGGAUAGAGUUAAGAAGGAAGAUAUCGAUGUUGUUGAUGAUGAUGAAGAUCAGUUGCCAGAAGGGAAUUUGAAUGGGGUACUGAAGAGUGAACCUAAAGAUGAAUCAUACGGUGGUUCCAAUGCCAAUGGCGGGGCACUGGGAUCACGUAUUAAGGCAUUUGGAACCCCACAUCAGUCCCCGUUGGCACCCAGCCACCCUCCCUCUAAGGUAUCUUCAAUUUCUACCAAACAUGAAAAUGAAGGAGUUAAUAGUAACAGAUCUCAUGAGGUUCCUGGGAAAUCCAGUACAGAUGGGAGUUCUGCAGAUGCUGGCAAGAGUGGAGGCAUCUCUCUCGAUGCCUUAUCUAAGGCAAAGGCAACUUUGCUGAAGCGAAAGGAGCUUGCUGAGAAGAUGAAGAAGAUCCCUAUGUUAAACAAGGCUGCUGGCUUAAGCACAGAAAGAAGUGGUCAGAUGUCUACAAAAGAGGGCCUGAAAGCUCCAUCUAGUUCAGGAAUACUCCCCGCCCCUCCUCAGUCUGUGAGCUCUGGUGCUGGUACACCUACAGUUGCACAUAACUUGUUCUCUGGUGCCACUGCUUCUAUGCAGCAACUUGGUACUGGUCUGCCUCAACUUGCAGGACUUACUGCACCGAAGUUUGAAGCUGUAAAACGUGCACAAGAGCUGGCUGCCAAAAUGGGAUUUAGACAGGACCCAGAGUUUGCUCCACUUAUAAACAUGUUCCCUGGGCAGAUGCCGCCAGAGGUUACUGUUCAACCCAAGCCUGCCAAGGCUCCCGUCCUUCGUUUGGAUGCAUUGGGAAGGGAAAUAGAUGAACAUGGGAAUGUGGUGAAUAUACCAAAAUUAAACAACCUGAGCACCCUUAAGGUUAACAUUAACAAGCAGAAAAAAGAUGCAUUCCAGAUUCUGAAACCUGAAUUAGAAGUUGAUCCAGAUAAAAAUCCACACUUUGAUCCUCGAAUGGGAAUAGAUAAAACCAAACUCUUAAGGCCUAAAAAGAUGACCUUUCAGUUUGUAGAGGAAGGCAAAUGGUCUAAGGAGGCAGAGAUCAUUAAGUUGAAGAGUCAAUUUGGAGAAGCACAAGCAAGAGAGUUCAAAGCAAAGCAAGCACAGCUUGCUAAGGCCAAGGCUGAACCUGAUAUUAAUCCAAAUCUUAUAGAGGUCUCAGAGAGAAUCAUCACUAAAGAAAAGCCGAAGGACCCCAUUCCUGAUGUUGAGUGGUGGGAUGUUCCUCUUCUGGAUUCUGGUACUUAUGGAAACAUCACCGAAGGUGGCUUAGCUGAAGAUAUACUAAAAAAGGAGAAGAUUACCUUAUAUGUGGAACACCCUCGUCCUAUUGAACCUCCAGCUGAACCAGCUCCACCCCCACCUCAACCCCUGAAGCUUACCCAGAAAGAACGCAAGAAACUCCGCACUCAGAGGCGUCUUGCCACAGAGAAGAACAGGCAAGAAAUGAUCAGGCAAGGCCUGCUAGAACCUCCAAAACCUAAAGUCAAAAUGAGCAAUCUCAUGAAAGUUCUUGGCUCAGAGGCUACCCAGGACCCAACUAGGCUUGAGAUGGAGAUCAGAAGCGCUGCAGCCGAACGUGAACAAGCUCAUGUUGACAGGAAUAUUGCACGUAAACUAACUCCAGCUGAAAGGCGUGAAAAGAAAGAAAGGAAACUUUUCGAUGACAACAAUACCCUUGAGACAAUCGUUUCUGUGUACAAAAUUAAUGACCUUUCACAUCCUCAGACAAGGUUCAAGGUUGAUGUUAAUGCCCAAGAGAACCGGCUGACAGGCUGUGCGGUUAUCUCAGAGGGUAUAUGUGUUGUGGUGGUUGAAGGUGGUAGCAAAUCCAUAAAACGCUAUCAGAAGUUGAUGCUAAAACGUAUAAACUGGGCUGCUGCCGUGAAAGAAGAGAGUCAGGAUGAAGACGAUGACGAGGAGAAACCAAAGAACAACUGUGUGUUGGUGUGGCAAGGUAGCGUUGCGAAAUCAAGUUUCCAUAGGUUUACGGUGCAUGAGUGCAGGACUGAAAACGCUGCUCGGAAGGUGCUUUCUGAUGCUGGGGUUGGUCACUACUGGGAUUUAUCAGUUAACUUUUCAGACGAGUGGUGAUUCGGGUCUAAUUCACUGCAGAGUUCCUUAUCUCGGGUAUGUCCUUUUUACCUUUGUGUGGCUGGUGAGUGGUGAGUAUACAUUUAGUAAAGCGCGCAAUUGUUGAAGGUGGAAAACUGAAAGAGAUGAGAUGAGAUGAGAUGAGGGCAAUUUUCUCUUCUAAUGUUGUCGAAUAAUGGACUUAAUUGAUUUCAUAUUGUUAUCUGCUUGAAGCCAACUUGGAAGAUAUAUUAUGUGUUUCAAUUCAAGGCAUUUAGUC
Messenger RNA from Cynara cardunculus var. scolymus (artichoke), 2866 nucleotides. RefSeq names its product protein RDM16. The record is from RefSeq and is a predicted model, not a curated record. The transcript is spliced from 6 exons. Gene Ontology annotation, cellular component: U4/U6 x U5 tri-snRNP complex. Lineage: Eukaryota; Viridiplantae; Streptophyta; Magnoliopsida; Asterales; Asteraceae. Gene Ontology annotation, biological process: mRNA splicing, via spliceosome. The coding region runs from base 58 to 2607 and encodes 849 amino acids.